Molecule: messenger RNA, 327 nt
Organism: Brugia pahangi
Lineage: Eukaryota; Metazoa; Nematoda; Chromadorea; Rhabditida; Onchocercidae
Source: the annotation of a GenBank genome assembly
AUGCUCAAUUGUGAUUGUUCUACCUGUAAGCCACCCUCUAAAUUCUUCCGAACCCAUGAAUUGGAAUAUCAAAACGAUGUUACCGCACAGGUGGCAUCAAAAUCGAUAAAAGUUGCGGAAACAAGUAGCAUGUUGAUGAACCUUGAUUAUGAAUCUGCUCAACAAUCAGAAGCUACAGCCGAAGAAAGAAAGCUAAUAGAGUCCGUAAAAAGUCAGAUGACAGGAAAACCUGAAGUGGAAACUGCUAAUAUCGGUCAUUGUGGUCAUUAUGGUCCAGUUCUUUUCUCGAUAAUUUCAUGUGUUAUACUAUUUCAUAUUUGUUAUUAA